AUGUCAGGUUUUCGGGCCCGCUGGGCUGAGCUGAAGAAAGUAGGCUGGACUUCCAGACGCCCUGUUGGUCUGUCGGAUAACUUCACCUACAUAAAGCCGGGAAAAACCAAGAAGGACACUCAUGGCAUCGAUUAUUUUGUCGGCGAAGAGGAACUAAUGCGCCAUUUGGACCGCAUCGACCUUGCUAACGCUGCAGUAGCUAAUGCGAAGCCGACGAACCCCGCCUGGAGCGACAAAGACGAAGGUGUCAGCGAACAAGCUACCAGUCUCCGUCCAACCGCUACGUCAUGCGAGCCGAAGAACACCGAGAGCCAGACUGAAGCACUGCGCACUAAAUCUGAUGAGCGCCCGUCCAGCGCAGACGCUGCUGCGGAUUGCUCAGAGAGUGAUGAUGGUGACAGCCAGCCUUCUCCAACCUUGCAAUAUGAGUCACCGCAUGUGUCGCCGACCCCACGACGUGAGUCCCCUUCUGUUAGUACACGCGUGGCGUAUGACCAGCAGCUCACUGACGAAGCGUCAGGCUCGGACGAGACCAAUGCACUUCAACGCAGUUUGGAUGAAGAGUUCACAGCGGCGGGGAGUGAGGAUGAGAGUGAAGAAGACAGCAGACCUCGCCGAUCAGCAAGAAUUGCCGCAAUCCCUUCUGAUAUCAACGCUGUUCAAGAUACGGAUGACACCAACGACUACAACACCUUGGCGUCGGAGGGUGAAAAUGAUGAUGGAGUAUCUAAUGGUGAUGUAAGUGAUCUGGGUGAAAGCUCGGAAGAAGAAAUCAACGAGGAUACUGGCGAGGAGGACGCGGAGGACGCUUUGUUUGACGAGACGCUAGUCGAUGCAGUCGGUGGGAUCGCAAACAUCGCAAGCGGCACGAUAAACGCAGAUAUCCUGAAGGAUACGGCUACCACAGGAUGGUCUAAACCUGUAUCAUAUAGUCCACUUCCGUACCUAGACCAGCCGUAUGAAGUUCGACCUGAUGAUGCUCUUCGUGAUGAAUAUCCAGGGCUGUAUGAAGGCGAAUAUGGUCCAUCUGCACGUGCAAUCGAAGCCGCCUCAACUGUGUGCUGCCUUCACGGUCAUCGUUCAACCGCAUGA
Molecule: messenger RNA, 1092 nt
Organism: Phytophthora nicotianae INRA-310
Lineage: Eukaryota; Oomycota; Peronosporomycetes; Peronosporales; Peronosporaceae
Exons: 5
Coding region: 1-1092 (363 amino acids)
Source: RefSeq, a predicted model, not a curated record